Molecule: messenger RNA, 1236 nt
Organism: Encephalitozoon cuniculi GB-M1
Lineage: Eukaryota; Fungi; Microsporidia; Unikaryonidae
Exons: 1
Coding region: 1-1236 (411 amino acids)
Molecular function (GO): nucleic acid binding; ATP binding
Source: RefSeq, marked provisional
AUGAGGAAUCCUUUGGUGCUCAGGAGUUUGAAAAACAAGAUUCUCGAAAAGACUAAGAGUAGGAAGCAGAUGGCCUGUACUGUCGAUACCCCAAGGCCUUGGCGGUCUCCUAGGAUUGUUUCGAAUGGCAGCAAAGAACCUCUGACGGAAUGGCCUUCCUCGUUCAACAAGGGGUUACUUCCUCCGCAUCCGACAGACGUCCAGAGGUUCGUGAUUCCGUAUAUCCUGGCAGGAGAGGGCGUUGAUGUUAUUUCCGAGACCGGAAGCGGGAAGACCCUUUCCUACGUACUGCCACACAUCCAUCUUCUUGAAAGCGGAGACAAAAGACUACUGGUCAUUGUUCCCACAAGGGAGCUAGUUUCACAGGUAGGUCAAGUAUUCAGAAAGUUUUCGGAAGGCCUCCUUAGGAUUGUGGAAAUAACGGGGGAGGUAAGCAUAGAGUCGCAACGUCUCCAGGUUUCAAGGCCAUUUGAUGUGGCCAUUUCCACGCCCGGAAGGCUGAGAGAGCUUCUGGAAUUAAAGAGCAUUGGAGGCUUCGAAUAUGUUGUUGUCGAUGAGGCCGAUAGACUGAUGCAGCACGACAUCAGGAGCGACGUGACUUUUAUACUAGAAAGGAUGAAGCCAGAGGUCGCCAGCUUUUUUUCUGCAACGCCUUUUGAAUGGUCUGGGGGGACAAGGAUUUUGGUUGGAAACGUUUCUGUUGGCCGAGAUGUGGAGGAAUUCUUUAUGUACGUUGAGAAGAAAGAAAAGAUGCAGGUUCUUGGGGAGAUUCUAGUUUCUUGUGAGGGCUGGCUCGCAAAGAACAUGGGUGUGGAUAGGAAUGGCUUAGAAGUAAAAAAAAUAAUUGUGUUCUGCAACAGCAUCAGGACGUGUGAAAAUCUUCACAAGAGGUUCAGGCAGUUGCUAGUACUUCACUCAAGAAGGACCAUGCAGGAGAGGAAGGCUGUCAUCGAAGCAUUAGAGGGAGAAAGAGCAGUCUUGAUAGCUACCGAUUUAGGGGGAAGAGGCAUUGAUAUAAAGGAUGUGGAUCUGGUAGUAAACUAUGAUCUUCCCCGGGCCGUUGAUGGCUAUGUACAUAGGUGCGGGAGAACUGGAAGGCAAAGAAAGGGAAUGGCUCUGUCAAUGAUAUGUCGAGAGGACAGGGAAAUACUCCCCAAGCUCAAAAGACUUGUUGAGAAGAGGGGGGGUACUGUGCCUGGGUUUAUGAAUGUAAAGGAGGAUGUAAUAUUGGACUGA